Messenger RNA from Caenorhabditis remanei, 300 nucleotides. RefSeq lists its product as uncharacterized. The transcript has 2 exons. The coding region runs from base 1 to 300 and encodes 99 amino acids. The record is from RefSeq and is a predicted model, not a curated record. Lineage: Eukaryota; Metazoa; Nematoda; Chromadorea; Rhabditida; Rhabditidae.
AUGGAACUAUCUGAAAGAGAUAAUCAAGCAACUUCACCCUCCUCAACCGAUCAAAACCAAAAAUCAAGUGACACCGAAUCGAGCCAAAUCUACACACGAUGUGUGAACGAUGACUCGAAUGGGAGUAUUCUAUCGGAUUGGAUGGAUCAUUUAUCGGAUUUUGAGCAACCAACGGAUCAAUCGAUACUCAACGAGUUGAUGAAGAGCUCAUCGCAGUUUUUGUUGGAGAAGAAUGAGAAGGGAAACGGGGAGAUGCGGGAAGUGAACUCGGAAUACGCUUUUGAUAUUACUAUGUAUUGA